CCUCGGUGCAGGCUGUCGGGGAGGCGGGAGCGGUAUUGUGUUUAUUUCUUGAGAGGUAAAGUUUCUCCCAAAAUGUCUGGAUUUGAUUGCAACCCCUUUGUAGAUCCCGUGGAUGUGAAUCCUUUUCAGGAUGAUUCGAUCUCACAAGCCACCAGUGGGUAUGAAAGCGUUGGUGAAUUCAAUCCAUUUUCAGAAAGUGGAAUGGGAAAACACACUGGCUCUACCAUCCCCAUUUCUGCUGCCUCAUCGCAACCUGCUGUACUACAGACCUCAGUAGAGUCUACUCCACAAGCAGCUGCAACUGCUGCCAAGGCUGAACUGAUCAAACAGCAGCAGGAACUGGAGAGGAAAGCAGCCGAGCUCGAGCAAAAGGAAGAAGAGCUGAGGAACAGGACCACAGGUAGAGGACUACCCAAUGGAGUUCGAGAAAAUAAUUGGCCCCCGCUCCCCAAGUUCUUCCCUGUGAACCCCUGCUUCUACCAGGACUUUGAGGAGGAAAUCCCCGAGGAGUACCGCAGGAUCUGCAAGAGAAUGUACUACCUCUGGAUGUUCCACAGUGCCACACUCUUCCUGAACGUGCUAGCCUGCCUGGCUUACUUCACAGCGAGCUCUGAAAACGGCGUAGACUUUGGCCUGUCUAUCCUCUGGUUCAUCCUCUUCACCCCUGUCUCUUUCAUCUGCUGGUAUAGGCCUGUCUACAAGGCCUUCAGGUCCGACAGCUCCUUCAGCUUUUUCUUCUUUUUUUUUGUUUUUUUCUUCCAAGUGGCUGUGUACAUCAUUCAGUGUGUGGGGAUCCCCAGAUGGGGUAACAGUGGAUGGAUCACUUCCAUCUCCAUGAUUCGUUCCAACCUGGCGGUGGCUGUAAUUAUGAUGGUUGUGGCAGGUUUUCUCACAGUUAAUCUUGUCUUGGCCGUCAUCCUCCUGAAAAUGGUCCACUCUAAGUACAGGAGAACAGGGGCCAGCUUCAGCAAAGCCCAGGUGGAGUUUUCCCAGGGGGUCCUCACUAACCGAACCUUGCAGACAGCGACAGCCAGUGCAGCAGUUUCUGCCGCUCAGCACACUUUCCAGGGGAACUAGUGAAAAUCAAGCUGCCAUGACCAUGUCCAGAAUAUGUAACACUACCCACUAGCCUCUUCUCUGACCAACAUGAUAGUCUAGCCAUGUACUAAUAAUUAUUCAACAGCUCCUAUUUGAUCUUUGGGGUUUUGCAAUCGCUAAUUCUUGAGAUGUUGGAACAGGAGUCAGAUUAGUCAUUUUUGAUCUGGAAAUUCUUUUUUUCUAGACCAUGAAUUUUAAACAGCAUACCAACCUUGUGGGAAGUUCCUCAGCCCCUCACCAGUCAACACAAAUCAAAAUACAAUGCUAAUAGAUAUGGAAGGCUGAUCCAUGGAUCUGACUACUUGAUGGGAUGUCCUCUAUAUAGAUGGUGUAAAAGAAAAAACAAUGCCUUAACUGCACCAUUUAAUGAAAAGGGCUGGGCUCAGUGAAAGUAUUUUCCCCCACUCCUCUCACUUGUGUUGUCAAUGGAUAGGUCGAAGCUUCUGAAAAGUAAUCGGACUGUAGUCUUUAUAGCUGUUUGCAUGGAGAUGAACUGAAUCCUAUGAACAUGUACAAAAAGGAAGUUUAUUAUUUACCUAACACAGACUUGACAUGAGAAUGUUUUGCUGCCAGGGGGAGAUUUCAAAAUGCCAUCAUAAAGUAAUUAUUUUUUUUUACGUUGUCAUCAAGCUACCCAUGAUAGUACUGCUAGUUAACUGUUAGCCAUCCAUUAUCCAAGCCGCUUAUCCCAAUUGGGGUCGUGGGAUGCUGGAGCCUGUCCCAGCAGUCAUUGGGCGGCAGGCAGGGAGACACCCUGAACAGGCCGCCAGGCCAUCACAGGGCAACCACUUAACCGUUAUCUUUUUAUAUCGAUUUUCUAUCUUGCACAAGCUGAGUUGCAUUUUCCCAUUCUAUGGCUACUUUUUACUGACUUUCCUUUCAUUGCAAUCAGCUCUUCUAAUCAGGUUGCCCUGUAAAACAAGGUGUGCCCGGAAAAUUGUGAAGAAGUUAGAAUCACAAAGGUCAAUCUACUUUAAUAAUUUAUUAAUGUUACACUGCUGAUAUAAGGGAAUAAGGAUGUAUGAAUGUAAUGGCCAUCUUCUUAAAGAGGUCAGUUAUUUGUUGUUGUUUUUCCCCAGUUGUCUGUAUAUGAUUAGCUCUCUAUUGAGGGAGGGUGAAGGGAUGAAUCUUGUUUCCCGUCUGUCUUUUUGUUAUUUAAUCGAGUUACUGGACUAGAUGAAGUGAAAAGAAGGUGUAAUACGAAGGUCAAAUGAAGACUUGAUUACGGUUUUACUGAAGCAGUACAUGGACUGUAUAGUUUAGACCCUGUGUGAUGCGCUCACUCGUCUGUAUUUAUUGUAAUAGUAUGGACCUUAACUGUGAUAGAAAUUGGGAUUGAGUUAUCGUGUAUUAAGGUGAAGAUGCUGCAGGGCAAACUACUAUAUAGAUGCUCGAAUAAUGACAUGGUAGGAUAAACUGUAGAAAUUAAAUAAAGUGAUAUGACUGCCUUACUGAGCUGAAAGAACGUUUGAUUUAUAAAUAAAUGAAGU
Molecule: messenger RNA, 2588 nt
Organism: Lampris incognitus (smalleye Pacific opah)
Lineage: Eukaryota; Metazoa; Chordata; Actinopteri; Lampriformes; Lampridae
Gene: scamp2l
Product: secretory carrier membrane protein 2, like
Exons: 9
Coding region: 73-1077 (334 amino acids)
Biological process (GO): protein transport
Cellular component (GO): trans-Golgi network membrane; recycling endosome membrane
Source: RefSeq, a predicted model, not a curated record